Molecule: messenger RNA, 1598 nt
Organism: Trichoderma virens Gv29-8
Lineage: Eukaryota; Fungi; Ascomycota; Sordariomycetes; Hypocreales; Hypocreaceae
Exons: 2
Coding region: 70-1500 (476 amino acids)
Cellular component (GO): endoplasmic reticulum
Molecular function (GO): heme binding; oxidoreductase activity
Source: RefSeq, a predicted model, not a curated record
AUAACUUGCAAGCUUAUCUCACAUUUUUAAAACAGUUCAGUCAAGAUUAUAUGCGCCAAAAUAUCAUACAUGCAAGCCAAGAUGACCAUGGAGACGGAGUAUACAGUGGAUGAAGUUGCUCAGCAUAUGGAACCUAACGACGUAUGGAUGGUUAUCCACGAUGAAGUAUACGAUGUGACUAAAUAUCUUUUGGAUCAUCCGGGAGGAAUUGAAGUCCUCAUAGAAGCAGCCGGCACCGAUGCAAGUGAUUCAUUUGACAAUGCUGGUCACUCAGAUGAUGCUUUCGACCUGAUGGUUCCUUUCCGUAUCGGAAGAGUACAAAACAGUGCGAACAAGAAGUCAAAGAUACCUACGGCUAUGAAACCUCCUACCGAGAAAUUUAAUUCUUCCAGAGAUUACCCCAACCCAAACAGGAUAACAUUGACGUGUCUUUCGUUGGGCAUUGCAGCAACAUCGUAUGGUGUUUUGAAGUAUAAAUGUGGCAUUUCAGCAUUUACACCGUCAAAAAUGCCUCAGAUGAAUACCUUAAUGCACGUUCUCUCGACCCUGGCUAUGCCGAUAACUUCUUCACCAUCUACCGCCACCGGCUACCUGAAGGGGCUGCUGGGAAGCUCAUGCAUCCUGAUGGGUUGUACAGCACUGGCAAUAAAAAAGUCCUUCAGCAUUAUUAUGAAUGAUACGAGCUUUAGAAAACUUCCACCUCACUUAAAAUUGCCAAAACCAGUCGAACGGGAUCCUUUACUUCAAAGAGGCUGGUUGGAUUCAGUCUCGUCUCCAGUACCUCUGACUAAGAAGAUACUUAUUGCACCGAAUGUAUACCGGCUGGUUUUUUCUCUGCCACACCAACAAGUAAUGUUGGGGCUGCCAACUGGUCAACACAUCACAAUUACUGCGACUGUUGGCGGAGAAAAGGUGACAAGGUCCUAUACUCCAGUAUCCAAUAACUUGGACUAUGGAAUUCUGGAAUUGGUGGUAAAGAUGUAUCCAGGCGGCAAGUUGACUGGUGGAUAUCUUGCCAACCUCCAAGUUGGGGACAAGAUCCAUUUACAAGGUCCUAAAGGAGCAAUGCGCUACUCUUACGGGCUUUGUAAGAAAAUUGGAAUGCUGGCCGGCGGCACGGGCAUAACACCCAUGUUCCAACUCAUUCGAGCAAUUUGUGAGAACAAUCGCGAUACGACAGAAAUAAGCUUGGUAUAUGCCAGCCAAACAGAGGAUGACAUUCUACUCAAAGAAGAGCUGGAUAAUUUUUCGCAGCUAUAUCCGAAUCUGUUCAAAGUCUUCUAUGUUGUUGAGCGGCCAUCGCCAACUUGGGAAUCUGGGGUUGGCUACAUAACGAAAGAUGUAGCGGCACAAAGGCUACCACUCCCAGGGACUGACGUCAAAAUCAUGGUUUGCGGGCCAGCCGGUAUGGUCAGUUCGGCAAAGAAAUUCCUCAAGGAGUUGGGAUAUGAGACUCCGGGUGCAAGCCCGAAGAUGAGUGAUCAGGUGUUCAUUUUCUAAAAAUGUGUGGCGAGAUUAUAAUUUAUUCACCUAAAUGGUCAUAUGCUAGAUAUUUCUAUAUUUGCUCUACAAAUCAGAGUCUACAUGUUGCCUAUUAG